This is a messenger RNA of Alternaria ethzedia, 1668 nucleotides long. RefSeq names its product mRNA splicing protein (gene PRP45). The coding region runs from base 1 to 1668 and encodes 555 amino acids. The transcript has 2 exons. The record is from RefSeq and is a predicted model, not a curated record. NCBI's taxonomy places the organism in Eukaryota, Fungi, Ascomycota, Dothideomycetes, Pleosporales, Pleosporaceae. Gene Ontology annotation, biological process: mRNA splicing, via spliceosome. Gene Ontology annotation, cellular component: spliceosomal complex.
AUGUCCGUUGCAGCUUUGUCCAAGUCGCUGCCGAAGCCAAAAUACUCGGGCGAAGAGGAGGAGCUCACCAACAGCACGCGCGUGCUAACCGCAGAGCAAUAUGAAGCGCAAGUAGUCGCGAAGAAGGGCCCGCCGCCCUAUGGCCAGAGGCAGCACUGGAGGCCCCGCGCGCCUGAAGACUUUGGCGAUGGAGGCGCAUUUCCGGAAGUACUCGUCGCGCAGUACCCGCUCGACAUGGGAAAGAAGGGCCAACCAUCCACAUCCAACGCGCUCGUGAGGAGAGUCGACGGCGAGGGCAAGACCAAGUACGACGAGAUUGCGCGACGCGGACACGGCGAUUCGAGGAUUGUGCAGGCCAGCUUCAAGGACCUCAUUCCUCUGCGCCAACAGGCAGACGCUGGCGAGCUGGACUUGUCGCGUCCUUCUGCGGAGGUUGUCCAAGCAACUAAGGAGAAGACUGAGCAGGCCCUCAUGGCACUGGUUCAAGGGCAGACUGCCGCGCAACGGCCCAAGAACGUACAGGGCAGAAAGAACGAUGAGCCGACUUUCGUCAGAUAUACACCCACGGCUCAGCAUGGCCAGGCCCAGGGCCAGACGCGCAUCAUCAAGAUCCAGCAAAGACAGAUCGAUCCCAUGGAGCCGCCCAAGUUCAAGCACAAGCGCAUUCCUCGCGGACCACCUUCGCCUCCCCCACCCGUUCUGCACUCGCCGCCGCGAAAGCUGACCGCCGAAGACCAAGAACUUUGGAAGAUUCCACCCCCAAUCAGUAACUGGAAGAACCCCAAGGGAUACACAGUGCCACUAGACAAACGUCUAGCAGCCGAUGGUCGGGGGUUGCAGGAUAUCACGAUCAACGACAAGUUUGCUCAAUUUGGCGAAGCGUUGCAGGCAGCCGACAGACAUGCACGAGAGGAGGUUAAGCAGCGUGCGAUCAUGCAGCAAAGAUUAGCGGAGAAGGAGAAGCUACAAAAGGAGGAGCACCUGCGAAACCUGGCGAAGGAGGCACGAGAACAGCGCGCCAACACCUCCCGAAGACGAUCACAGAGCGAAUCGGACACUGAUUCGGAAGAAGAGGCAGUGCGGAAGCGAAUGGACGCUCGCAAGGAAAGGCGCGAGGACUUCCAGCGCGAACUCCGUCAGUCGCGGAUGGGUACCGAGCGCAAGAUCCAGAUGCUGGCUCGGGAGCAGAAUCGUGAUAUUUCUGAAAAGGUCGCACUCGGUCUGGCAAAGCCGACACAGAGCGGGGAGUCCAUGUACGACUCGCGGCUGUUCAACCAGUCCAGCGGAUUCAACGCUGGUUUCAACGAGGACAACCACUACGACAAGCCUCUCUUCGCAGCUCAGGAUGCUAUCAGCAGCAUCUACCGUCCGAGUGUACAGCAGGAUGACGGAGAGGACGAGGGGCAGACAUACGACCGGAUCACCAAGUCGAGCAAGUUCGAAGUUCUUGGAAAGGCCAAGGAGGGCUUCAAGGGUGCGGAUCUGCAAGAAGCCCGGGACGGACCAGUUCAGUUUGAGAAGGACACUGAUGAUCCGUUCAACAUUAACCAGAUGAUUGACGAGGUUCGUGGUGAGAAAGGCGAGAAGACGGGGGAGAAGCGUUACGGCAUCCAGGAGCCGGAGGGCAGAUCAGCCAAGCGCGCCAGGGUUGAUGAUGACAGUGAUUGA